Molecule: messenger RNA, 2210 nt
Organism: Melanaphis sacchari
Lineage: Eukaryota; Metazoa; Arthropoda; Insecta; Hemiptera; Aphididae
Product: suppressor of hairless protein-like
Biological process (GO): regulation of transcription by RNA polymerase II
Cellular component (GO): nucleus
Molecular function (GO): RNA polymerase II cis-regulatory region sequence-specific DNA binding; DNA-binding transcription activator activity, RNA polymerase II-specific
Source: RefSeq, a predicted model, not a curated record
GGUAAAACAGUAUUACUGUAUUAUGUCUGUAUUUGUUAGUUGUAUUGUGUUGGUAUAUAUUUUUUAACGAACUUAACGAAUAUAUUAUUCGUUAUUAUUUUUCGUAUUUAUACCAAACUCACUUAAAUAGUUCAUCAACAGUGUCGUUUUUGGUUGCUAAAUAAUAUUCUAAUACAUUUAAUAUCAAGGUGUUAACUAUUCGAAACGUUUCAUUUAGAUAUUCUACACGCUUGUAAAGUACCUAUGAAUUGAAUACUUUUACUCUGAAGUUGGAUUCGGUGAUUGAGAUAUGAAUAUUGUAGAAGUUAAUUCCAUGGUUUAUAAAUAGAAAUUGAACUAUAUUUACAACAGUGUAUUUGUUUUCUACAACAAUGCCUCAUCAUUAUGGUCUAGAAAUGACUACGCAGAUUCGACCUGAAAAGAAGCUGACUAAAGAUGCUAUGGAAAGAUAUUUACUUGAUCGCAAUGACUUGGUCUUAGUUAUACUUCAUGCUAAAGUUGCUCAAAAGUCUUAUGGUACUGAAAAACGCUUUUUCUGUCCACCUCCAUGUGUUUAUCUUUUUGGCAAUGGCUGGAAUUUACGUCAACAGCAGCUGCUCAGAGAAGGAGUGACUGAAGCUAAUUCUCAAAUGAGUGCGUUUAUUGGUAUUGGUAGCGCAGAUCAAGAUUUGCAACCACUUGAUCUUAAUAAUAUUAAACAAUAUUGUGCAGCUAAAACUUUAUUUAUAUCUGAUUCUGAUAAGCGCAAGCAUUUUAUGCUGAUGGUUAGAAUGUUUUACAACAAUGGUUACGACAUUGGAACUUUCCAUAGUAAACGAAUCAAAGUAAUAUCUAAACCUUCAAAAAAAAAACAAUCCCUAAAAAACGCUGAUUUAUGUAUAGCUAGUGGUACAAAAGUAGCAUUGUUCAAUAGGCUUAGAUCACAGACAGUGAGCACUCGAUAUUUACAUGUUGAAAAUGGGACCUUUCAUGCUAGUUCAACACAGUGGGGAGCUUUUAUCAUUUACUUAUUGGAUGAUGAUGAAAGUGAAAGUGAUAUGUUCAAUGUUCGAGAUGGUUACAUUCAUUAUGGUAGUACUGUGAAAUUAGUGUGCAGUGUUUCUGGAAUGGCCUUACCUCGAUUAGUUAUCAGAAAAGUUGAUAAACAAACAGCAUUGCUAGAAGCUGAUGAUCCGGUGUCACAAUUGCACAAAUGCGCUUUUUACAUGAAAGACACUAAUCAUAUGUAUUUAUGUUUAUCCCAAGAACGUAUAACAAAUUUCAAUGCCACGCCAUGUCCAAAAGGGCCAAAUAAAGAAAUGAUCAAUGAUGGAGCUUGUUGGACUAUAAUUAGUACAGACAAAGCAGAAUACCAAUUUUAUGAAGGAAUGGGACCUGUAAAUUCUCCUAUAACACCUGUACCAGUAGUGCAUGGACUAAAUACUAAUGGUGGUGGCGAUGUGGCUAUGUUAGAACUAAGUGGGGAAAAUUUUACACCACAUCUACAAGUAUGGUUUGGAAAUGUUGAGUCUGAAACUAUGUUUCGUUGCCAAGAGAGUAUGAUUGCAGUUGUGCCAGAUAUUUCUUCAUUUAGAGGAGACUGGUCAUGGGUGAAACAGCUUACACAAGUACCAGUGUCAUUAGUAAGGAAUGAUGGGAUUAUCUAUGCUACAGGAUUAACUUUUACAUAUACACCUGAACCAGGCCCAAGAAAUCGUGUAACACCAGCUGACAAAAUAAUGCGAACAUCUACUUCAAAAAAUAAUUUUUCACUAUCACAUAUUAUGAGUUGAUUAUAAAAAGGGUAUUAUUUUUAAUAGUAUUAUUUAUUUUACAGUUAACAGGGUAUAUGACUGAUAAUUGACUGAAUGAAACAACAAUACAAUGUAUUGACUUUUGAUAGUAAAGUAGUAAUUAAUAGUAGAGAUGUUUCAGAUAAAUAAUUUAUUUAAAACUGGAUACCAAGUAUAGAUUAAAUAAUAAUGCUUUGAGUACUGUUUAAAAACUAUCAUAGGUUGAGAAAAAAUGUUUUUGUUUUACAUCAAAUAAUAAGGUAUUGCUCAGUGACUAAAUGAUAAAUAUGAUUUUAAGUAAUUGGCCUUCAUGUAAUCACCGUGUACUUGGAAUAUCUCUGAUAAAAUGCCUAAUGAGAUAAAUAUAAGAGUAUAUAUAUAUUUUUUGUAAUUUUUUUUUAAAAAUAACUAUACAUAAGUAAUAUUAUUGCUCAAAUU